Messenger RNA from Pristis pectinata (smalltooth sawfish), 2151 nucleotides. It is a transcript of the gene tmem72, whose product is annotated as transmembrane protein 72. Lineage: Eukaryota; Metazoa; Chordata; Chondrichthyes; Rhinopristiformes; Pristidae. Bases 161 to 934 code for a protein of 257 amino acids. The record is from RefSeq and is a predicted model, not a curated record. The transcript is spliced from 6 exons.
GUCUGAUGGGUAAACCCUUGAAGAAUUGUUUCCAAAACACAGUGAGUGCUUGGAGGGGCAGAGGCAGAGGGACUCCUGCAAUCCACUGUCUCAGCUGGAAGGUUUGGGACAGCAUCUUCCUUCAAAGAUCCUGGAACUGAUUGGUGAGACAUUGAUUGAAAUGGAUGCUGCAAGAUUCUGGGCUGUGUUGGACCGCACUUGUCGGAUCCUUGGGAUUCUUACUGCUGCAGUGCUCCUAGGAGUUGGAAUUGAUACUGCAGUUGAAGGGCAGUUCACAAAACUGGCUGUUUACUUGCUAUUUGCAGCAGCAGUACUUACCAUCUUGGAGUGCCCAUAUUUUAUUGACAUUAUGCUUGUCCACCGUUGCCCCUAUUUAUUCCAGAAAGCAGAUAACAAGGUUUGGAAUCUGUGGAAGAAGGCUCUCCGACCCAAUGGAUUUCAGAAGUUCCUCACAUUCAUCUUUCUGUCUGUGGCUUGCUUCUUACACCCAGUUCUGAUCUGGCACGCGACUAUUCCAGGCACCAUGUUAAUAGUGAGUGGUCUCGCAUACUUUGUGCUCAACCUGAGGAAAAAGUUUCAAGUAAAACUCCCUGCGGGGUCAGGUAAGGCGAGGUGCCCCCAGGAGUACGCCACUGCCGUGAUCCUCUCGGAGACUGGAGAGAUGGAGCAGACAUACAGCUUCCAACACCACUCUGGGAAGAAGAGGUUAGCUCUGAUAAACCACAUGCGAAAUAUCUUCAAACUCGGUGAUGAGAGACGCCCAGCCAGUGAACCCACUGACAGCACUGUCAGAAAUCCAUCCAGGAGCACAAUGAACAAAGGCCCAUUGUUUGAGGAAAGUGCUAUUAAAGUGAUCCUGUCUGAGCCUGGUGACCUGGAAGAGACAGAGCCAGAAGAGACCACAUCUGACAAAGUUCUGAUUAUACCCAAGUGAGAGUGUAUUUUUGGACCACAGUACACAAACACACAGAACACACACAUUCUGACAGAAUAUUCACAUCAGUGCACUGGUUGUUUCAGAGUUUAUUCAGAAAAGAAGAUUCACUUUCCCAGAGAACUUUCUGGACUUCAGAUGUUGCCGCUGCUGAUGUACUUUUUCAAGUGAGUUACUAUUGCAUUGUAGGCAGCCUUUUUGUGCACAGCAAGCUCCCACAAUUAGCGGCAAUUUUAUUGGGCUGUUAAUGUGUUUUAUGAUGCUAGUGGGGGAAUGAAUAUUGACCACAGCACCAUGAGAGAUGAGUGCUACUGGAUGUUACACCAGAUGGGACAUCAGAUCUAUGUUCCCUUCGACAGACUGAACCUCUGAUGAAGCAGCACUCCCCCAACACAACACUCAAGGUAAACUUGAACCUACAACCUACCACUGAGCCAAGCUGGCACCUAUGUCCACCAGCACUAAAGCUGUGAUGGUUGUAGUGUGAUUGUGGCAGUGUGGGACCAUCUGCUGGUGUUUGGGGGAGGAUGGGGUGAGUACUGAAUGGAAGCUGCACUCUGCCCCUGCCCCCUGCCCCCUGCCCCCUGACCACCAGGGGAUGAUCAGAGCAGGGCCACAGUUGUCACCUCAGACUGGAGGUAGGUGGAUCAGCAACAGUGGAACACACACUACAUUCACCUGGCGCCUGGGGAGGAAAAGAAAGGGAUUUCAUACCCUCAGCUGAUGAAAUUCCAGGAGAAAAUUCCUGCUGGUUUGUAACGAUGUGAACCUGAUUUGUGAAUGAAUUUGUAACCCGGCCGCACGUAAGGACAGGAGAAAGUCUCCCCUCCUGGUUGGUCCUCAUUGUUCUCUGCAUCAACGAUUCAUUGGAUAUAGAAUUGCUGAUGUUUGUGAGUUCAACAUGGGCAUCACUUUAGUCGGAUUUUGUUGGUAUCCUCUGUCCAUUGGUACCCUUGUGUUUCCCCUCCCUGUGCCCAAAGCCCUUUCCUCUUUACUUGUGAAGCAGGCACUUUCAGGUGGUAAAAAGAAUGAUUAGUUCUGCUUGCAUUCCCAAUGAAAACAUGUUCAUCUCGUUCUGUCAGCAGGAGGGAGAGAGCUGGUGCGCCGUUCAACAUUUACAGGGCCUUGGGAAAUGGGCAGAGAUAAUCCACACUGAACAUAAAUUGCAUAAGAUUUUCUUUUCUUCCAUAUGAUGUUUUAUUAAAAAUGUGGUUACA